This is a messenger RNA of Leptopilina boulardi, 4275 nucleotides long. RefSeq lists its product as uncharacterized. Lineage: Eukaryota; Metazoa; Arthropoda; Insecta; Hymenoptera; Figitidae. Gene Ontology annotation, molecular function: protein binding. The transcript has 4 exons. The coding region runs from base 180 to 3053 and encodes 957 amino acids. The record is from RefSeq and is a predicted model, not a curated record.
GUUACGUACCUGUAGUUUAAUAUCGACUGCUAAAUUUGGUACAUAUGCGACGUGUAUUCAAAUAAAUGAUUAUAGAAUGUAGUGAAUUAAAAUAAUUGUUUUCUAUACAGAAAGAAGAUCAAAAUAAAACGUGAAUUUUCAUUUUCAUAUCUCAUCAGGAAUAAAUAAUUAUUUUCACAAUGCCGAACUUGCAAAAUAAAUUACCACGGCUUGCUGUUCGAGACAGUUUUGAUGAUGAGGAUUUAAGCGAUAUAGACGAUGAAGUUUUUAUUCGCGAUGGAAAGAAUGGAAUUUUAAAAAUAGAUGACGAUUGUGUUGUUAAAAGACCAUUAAUGGCGCCUCGGCGAAAAUUUAGAAAUGUUCAUGAAAAGGUUGUUUUGCCUUAUAGAGCAUUAUUAGUUCCAAUUUGUUAUGGAUUAAUAGCAUUAUUAAUUUUACUUGGACUUAUUUUCCUUUGUGCAUUAACUGUCAAUUUAUUUCCCAUGCCAUUAACAAUAAUAAGAAAAUUUUUAUCGCAUGGCACAAAAAAUCAUAUUAACAAAACAACAACAAUUCCAUGUACUUCAUUGUCUUCGAAAAUUGUUUGGACGAAAACAUUACCAAAAUUAACAUCAGAAGCACCAUUGAGAAAUAAUGAUGUGAAUGGUGAUAAUAUUGAUGAUAUCAUUGCAGGAUUUAGCACAGGAUUGGACGCAACGGAUUCACCGGAUUAUGUUUGCAAUUUAUAUUUCAAAGAUCAAAAACCCUGUUUUGGUGGUGUUAUUGCAUUAAAUGGAAAAUCAGGCGACAUUAUUUGGACCCAUUGGACGAGUCAUGCAAUAUUUUCCGUUGAUUGUAAUCUCGAUUUAACAGGUGAUUCAACAAAAGAUUGUAUUAUAUCAGGACGUGGUGGAAUUUUGCAUGCCGUGAAUGGUCGUGAUGGAAUUAGUAUUUGGGAAAUACCAAGAGCCGAUAAAGGACAAUUGACAUCUGAUAAUCCAGAUAUUUAUGAUGCAAAAUAUAUUGUUGAUAUUGAUAAUGAUAAAAUUGGUGAUGUUAUAGCAUCGCAUAUUCUUCAAAUGGAUGAGAAACUUGUUUCUGAAAUUGUAAUAGUCUCGGGAAAGAGUGGCAAAAUUAUUCGCAAUGUACAAUUACCCGAUACAGAAGAAUUAUUCGUUGCUCCUCAGGUUCUUGUUCAUCCAGAUGGGGAAAAUAUUUUCGUUAUUGUCACCAAUAGUCAAAAACAAUCCGGUGGACUUUAUGUUAUUCGUCAAGCUCAAUUAAUGCAAGGAGAAUUGAAAUUGCGCAAGUUACAUCACAGUGCAGGGAAGGGUGUUCUUUUGGCACCAAUUUUAGUUGAUAUUAAUUUAGAUGGAACGGAGGAUAUUGUCGCUGCAAUGUUUAAUUCGACAAUAGUUGCAUAUGAUGGAAAAUCGUUUCAACAAAUUUGGAAUUACACAAUACCUGAUUCGGAAGUGAUAAGUAUUCCAAUUCCGGGUUAUUAUGAUGACGAUAAUAUUCCUGAUUUUAUGGUGAAACAUCAAAUUGGUGCUGGAUUUCCAGUGUAUUAUUAUACAGAGGCGACAAUUAUCAGUGGAAAAACAGGAAAACCAUUAAUUGACGAGCCAAUGAGGGAUAGUAUGAGUGGACAAAUGUCAGGAUUGUCAAUAUCGGUACAAGGUUAUGGAAACGAUUGGUUUUUACAUUGGUCAGCUGAUUGUUUGAAUCAUGAAGGCUCGCGGGAUAAAUAUCAAUUUUUUAAAGGACAAAAUGACAAUACACAAACACGUGCCGAUCUUUGUAAAUUGCGAUUUAAUUCGACAUUGAUUACCUCGUUAUUUGCUUUUAGUCAACAUGUUGCACCACCAGGUAUUCCAUUGUAUAAGUCUGAGGAUUGGAAAAAAUUGGAAUUUAACAAUUCAUUUGAUCCGCGACAAGCUGCGGAGAAUUAUUUUGAAACUCAUCCACUCGAUGAAAUGAUAGAACCUUUAAUUGAAAAUGACGAUGUAUCGGAACGUUCGCCAAAAAUACGUAAAAAUUCACAAUUAAGUGAUAAAUUUGAAUUAGAUGAUGAGAAAUAUGAUAUUGAAGAUUAUAAAGAUGAAGAGCGGCAAAUAAUAGGUUUUGAUGAUAAAGUACCAGAUGAUAUGAGUAUUGCUGAAGAAUUAAGAGAUUUAGAUGAGGAAAUGAGACCGAAAAAAAUUUACGACGUUCUUUAUGACGAUGGCAGUGAACGUUUCUCGACAAAUGAAAUGCGUGCACAACGCAGUGAUAAAUUAAUUGCAAGAAUAAAUAAUGAUACAAAUGAUGUGCAAAAUAAACUCGAUCCAAAUUUAGAUUACACUAAUGGACAAUCAAAAUAUUCAUUUGAACCAGUGAACAGAACAAAUUCCCUUGAUGAGAAUUCUGAUUAUUUUAAUAUGCCCGAUAUUGAUUUCACUGAUGAUUCUGAGGAAAUAACUAAAAUUUUGGAGAGAAGAGAUACUCAAAAUGUGAAAGAGAAAAUUCCAACAAAAAAAUAUAAAACUGUAAAGAAGAAAAUUAAUAUUGAAAAUAAUGAUGAUAAAACACUUUUUCGAUCUAAACGAAUUCGCAAACGAUCGACAAUUGAUUUGAAAAGAAAUGUGAAUUUUAAAAAUUCUGGAAUUCAACGACAACCACCAACUGGAAUUUUACUACCUUCUUUAAAAUCGACACAAAAACGAUCAAUUGAUCUUAUUUUUUCGACAUAUUGGCUUCCAGCGACUGAAACACCGAUUAUUCUUCUUGAACAGGAUUUGAAUUGUAUACGAGGAAAACAAAACAAUCAAGCAAGAAAUGUAGAUCUUUCAACAUAUGAGGAUAUAGUGAAAGAAUGCCUCGCAGAGCGUGGUGUUGAUUACAAAUAUUUCGAAGAAGUUAGUGAUCGAGAAAAUAUGAAAAUUUCCCUUGGACAAAUGACAAUUUAUCGAAUGCAACUUCAAUGUUCUUGUCCUAAGGAUAUUUUACCAGGUGACACAUGUAAAGAUAUUUUACGUCGUCAGAGUUGGCCUGCGCAUCUUGGCGCAGCUGGAAAUGGUUACUUUCGACCAUAACGAUUUUAAAAGAAAGAAAACAAAAAAAAAACUAAUAUUUGAAAGGAAUGCUCAGAAUUUGGUAAUCAAUGGGAGGGAUAUUUAGUAAUUGAAAGUCGGGGAAAAAUUGAUUUAAAGUUAUAUGUUAAUUAGAAUUUUAUUUAUUUAAAGAUCAAUUAAUUAACGAGAUUUGAAAUUAUAUUUAUUUGUUUCGUUCCAGAUUUUUUGUUGUUAAAAUUUAAAAUUUUAAUUUUCAAAUUUGAUUGUAAAGAACAUUUUAUUGAUUGUUAAAACAAAUUGAAUGUUCAUAAGCAGACUCCUCGCGAGACAAUAAAUCCGAAGGGCCUUUUUAACAAUUGAUUGAAAAUUAUUAUUUUUUUGUUAUUCAAAUAUUUUCUUUUUGGCUCUUAGACGAGUUGAGAAAAAUGUGAUUUGUCCCAAAUACAAUUGAAAAAAGACUAACUUGAUCAUUAUGCGAAAAAUUAAAAUCAAAAUCUAGAAGGCUUAUCAGUUUAAAACUAUAUAGCCAAUAAAAAAUGUGUUCAAGAUUAAUUUUUCUUAAUAUUUAAAAGAAAAUAUCAAAUUUUACACAGUUCGAUUUUAAAGUACAAAAAUCAUUUUCGUAAUAUAGUUUAUAAAUGGUGCACGCAUUAAGACUUGUUAGAUCAAUAUUUUACACUCUUCUGUAUAAUACACUCCCGUGCACAAUUCGUUUGAUUGCUAUUUAUAAAAUAAAUAUUUUUUGUCAAUAAUUUUAUAUUAAAUAAAUAAAUUUUUAAUAUUUUAAAGGUAGAUCAUCAUCUGUUUUAAGUGGACACUUCACAUUUGUCUCGUAAAAAAAAAAUAUAACUGUAUAUAUAUAAUAAUAUAUAUUCUCUGAUAAUAUAAUUCUACUCUCUUUAAGAAAUAAAAAAAAAUGUGUAAUUUCUAAUUGUGAAAUAUUGUCAGUGAUUAUCUGUCGAAAAAAAACGUGGUUUUAAAGGUAAUAGAAAAAAUGGCAAAUGUGGUGGUCCAGUGCAUACAAUUGCAAAAGGUUAGCCAAAUGCAUAUUGUAUAAAACAAAAAAUAUUGUAUAUCAAAGUUUCAUAUCAAGUGAUUUAACAUUUUUUUAUUGCACUUGUCACAAAAGAAUUGUUACUUCGUUUCAGAAAUUCUUUUACAAAACUGUACAGCCAACGUUUUAUUAUAAUUAAUAUCUUUGUUUCACCAUAUAAUAUAUUGAAUAAAAAUGUAUCACAUUUAA